This is a messenger RNA of Saccostrea echinata, 1443 nucleotides long. RefSeq lists its product as uncharacterized. NCBI's taxonomy places the organism in Eukaryota, Metazoa, Mollusca, Bivalvia, Ostreida, Ostreidae. The transcript has a single exon. The record is from RefSeq and is a predicted model, not a curated record. The coding region runs from base 1 to 1443 and encodes 480 amino acids. Gene Ontology annotation, molecular function: nucleotide binding; DNA binding; DNA-directed DNA polymerase activity. Gene Ontology annotation, biological process: DNA replication.
AUGGGGUACUCCCUCCGUAGCAUCUGGGAGCACGAAUUCGAUCAACAGGUACAAAGAGAGGUAACUCUACAGAAUUAUGUACGAGACCUGGACAUUCCAGAUCCUUUGAACCCCCGAGACGCCCUGUACGGAGGUCGGACGAAUGCCACUAAAUUAUAUUGUGAGGAGGGGGACAUGAGAUACGUGGACGUCUGUUCCUUAUACCCUUACGUAUUAAAACACAGACCUUUUCCCCUAGGCCAUCCUCAGAUCAUAACAGACCAAUUCCAGGACGUGAGAACUUAUUUCGGCCUCAUUCACUGUCGGGUCUUACCACCCCGAGGCCUCUAUCACCCCGUUUUACCUUAUCGCACGGGAGGCAAGUUAUUAUUUCCCUUAUGUCGAACGUGUGCGGAACGACAGGACUCUACCUCUAAACAUCGAUGUCAACACGCAGACCAGGAACGCAGUCUUACGGGUACCUGGGUGACUACAGAAUUACAUAAAGCCCUGGACAUGGGAUAUACCCUAGAGCGGAUUUACGAAGUUUGGCAUUUUUCACAAAGCAGUCGAGAUUUAUUCAGAUCUUACAUCGAUACCUUCUUAAAGAUCAAACAGGAAGCUUCUGGAUUCCCACCUGAUUGUCAGACGGAGGAACAGAAACUAGAUUACAUUCGUAAAGUCUUAGACAGAGAAGGGAUCAGGAUGGACCUGUUAAGUAUAGAAAAAAAUCCGGUGCUAAGAACCAUAGCCAAACUCUUUUUAAAUUGCUUGUGGGGAAAAUUCGCUCAACGCCUGUUAUUACCUAAAACUCGAUACUUGACCGAAGAAGAGGAAUUACAACAACUCUUACAAGAUUCGACCAUUGACAUCAAAGGGAUAGAACUCCUAGAAAAUAAAGAGCAGGCCGAAUCGGACAUGAUGCUGGUUAAUUAUCAAGAGAAACAGGAAUUCGUGGAAGAGUGUCCCUUCGGAAACGUGGUACUGGCCUGUUUCACUACCGCCCAUGCCCGAUUACACCUCUACGAGACUUUACAACCUUUGGGAGAUCGGGUCCUUUAUUUCGACACGGACAGUAUCAUAUACCAACAUGAGGAGGGACAAUUUAAUCCUACCCUUGGCAACAGUUUAGGAGAAUGGACAGACGAAUUAGACGGGGACCACAUUAUCAAAUUCAUGUCAGGAGGCCCCAAAAAUUAUGCUUACCUCACCGCCAAGGGAAAAUCCAUGUGUAAAGUCAAAGGAUUGACUCUCAAUUAUCGGGCCUCUCAGAUCGUGUCACCAGAGACUUUAGAAAAAAUGCUCCAGAAAGAAAUUGACGAAAUCCAAGUCUCGUAUCCCUACAAAAUACAGAGGACUCGUCAACAUGAAGUCAAGACAAUACCUUUAAAAAAACAAUAUAGAAUUGUCUAUGAUAAGAGACAAUUGAUGGAAGAUUAUAACACUUUACCUUAUGGUUAUUAA